Molecule: messenger RNA, 1212 nt
Organism: Funneliformis caledonium
Lineage: Eukaryota; Fungi; Glomeromycota; Glomeromycetes; Glomerales; Glomeraceae
Source: the annotation of a GenBank genome assembly
AUGAUUUUCUGUAAAUUUUUAAAGAUUUUUUCAUCUUUUGCAUUCAUCUCACUCUUUAUAACAUUUAUUGAACCUGCGGAAAUUGAUUGUCCAAAGGAACCUACUAAUCCAAAUGAACCUUUGAAAUCUUAUGUGGUUUUAUUUAAAGCCUCUUUUAAUCCUCCGAUUUCCAAUUCUUCUGCUACCGUUUGGGAAAAUCAUGUCAACAUGAUAAAAAAAUGUUUAAAUAAACAAAUGAUAAAAUCUUAUGAACAUAUUAACGGUCUUCCAAAUGGCAAUGAAAUGAUUUAUGAUUUUAGUGUGGAGGGUCAAUUCACAGGCUACUCUGGAAAAUUCACCGACAGUUUCAUGAUAAAUCACGUGUUAACGAUUAGUGAACUUUUAAUGGUUGCAGAUGUUUCCGUUACAAUAAAAGAUGGUAUUAGGUUUGAAAAGAGAAAUAAACCCAAAGUUAAUAUAAAGUCCGAGCCUACUCAUCUAAAACAUCUUGAUCGUAUCGAUCAAAAAAACUUUCCACUAGACGGAAAAUAUUCAUACCCCUCUAGCUCUGGCAAAGGAGUGAAUGUUUACAUAAUUGACACUCAUGGUACAAUGGUUGCCGGUAUUAUUGGUGGCCAUUUCUUUGGUGUCGCAAAAAAAACAAAUUUAAUUGGUGUCAAAGUAUUAAAUGCUACAGGUUCUGGCACAACGGUAGACUUUCUUAACGCACUUAGCUAUGUUAUUCAUCAACAUGUAAAGUCCGAGAAUAAGAAAACGGUGAUCAACUUGUCCUUUAGUUUUGAAAGUAAAAUGGAAGCCGUUAAUAUGUUGGUUGAAAAGGCCAUAGGUCUUGGUAUAAUCAUUGUUGUAGCUGCUGGAAAUGAAGCAAACGAUGCUUGUGGUUCAUCUCCGCCCUCGGUUCCAGAUGCCAUAACCGUUGGCGCCACUGAACUUAAUAAUCACAUUGCAAAUUUUUCUGAUUUUGGUCCUUGUGUUGAUAUAUUUGCUCCUGGAGUAGAUAUAGAAACAACUGGACCAGAUUCUCCGCUAGAUACUCGAAUUGAAAGUGGAACAAGUUUGUCUGCCCCAAUUGUUACCGGUGCCGUUGCUUUGUUACUCGGUGAGAAAUAUUUGUCUACUGAUGAAGUAACCAAAGAACUUAUUAAAAUUUCGACGAAAAAUGUUAUCAAAGGUCUUGAAAAUUUACCAGAAACUCCCAAUAGAUUUUUACGC